Monodelphis domestica (gray short-tailed opossum) is the source of this 936-nucleotide messenger RNA. RefSeq names its product olfactory receptor 8G1. NCBI's taxonomy places the organism in Eukaryota, Metazoa, Chordata, Mammalia, Didelphimorphia, Didelphidae. The record is from RefSeq and is a predicted model, not a curated record. Gene Ontology annotation, cellular component: membrane. Gene Ontology annotation, biological process: G protein-coupled receptor signaling pathway. Gene Ontology annotation, molecular function: olfactory receptor activity; G protein-coupled receptor activity.
AUGGACACAAGAAACAAUUCUGCAAUGACUGAGUUCAUACUUGCAGGUCUAACAUACUGGCCAGGGCUGCAGAUUCCUCUCUUCCUACUAUUCUUGAGUAUUUAUGUAGUUACCAUGGUGGGAAAUUUAAGCAUGAUAACACUGAUUGGUGUCAGUUCUCACCUGCACACUCCCAUGUACUAUUUACUCAGCAGUUUAUCUUUCAUUGAUCUCUGUCAUUCCACUGUAAUUAUCCCCAAAAUGUUGGUGAACUUUGUGUCAGAGAAGAACAUUAUCUCCUACAAGGGGUGCAUGACUCAACUCUAUUUUUUUCUCAUUUUUGUAAUUGCCGAGUGUCACAUGUUGGCAGCUAUGGCAUAUGAUCGUUAUGUUGCCAUUUGUAGGCCUUUGUUAUAUAAUGUUAUCAUGUCCAAUCAGGUGUGUAUUUGGUUGGUAAUCGGGGUGUACAUAAUGGCCUUUGUUGGUGCCACAGCUCACACAGGCUGCAUGCUUAGAGUGUUCUUCUGUAAGGACAAUGUCAUCAAUCAUUACUUCUGUGAUCUCAAUCCCCUCCUAGAGCUCUCUUGCUCCAGCAUCUAUAUUAAUGAAAUGAUGGUUGUUUGUCUCAGCGCAUUUAAUAUUCUCACUCCAAUUGUGACCAUUCUUAGCUCUUAUAUUUUCAUCAUUGCUAGCAUCCUCCGCAUCCGUUCCACUGAAGGGAGGUUCAAAGCCUUUAGCACCUGUAGCUCCCACAUGGCAGCAGUUGGUGUCUUCUUUGGUUCUGGUUCAUUUAUGUACCUACAACCAUCUUCAGUCAGCUCAAUGGAACAAGGGAAAGUGUCCUCUCUGUUUUAUUCAAUCAUUGUCCCCAUGUUGAACCCUCUCAUCUACAGCCUGAGAAACAAGGAUGUCAAAGUUGCCAUGAAGAAAUUCAUAGAGAGGAGAAUCUUCUGGUGA